Messenger RNA from Aspergillus candidus, 1336 nucleotides. Its product is annotated as putative NADH-ubiquinone oxidoreductase 18 kDa subunit. Gene Ontology annotation, biological process: electron transport chain. NCBI's taxonomy places the organism in Eukaryota, Fungi, Ascomycota, Eurotiomycetes, Eurotiales, Aspergillaceae. The coding region runs from base 22 to 678 and encodes 218 amino acids. The transcript has 3 exons. The record is from RefSeq and is a predicted model, not a curated record.
CCGACAUAUCCCCCACCCACCAUGUCGCUCAUCAGAGCAGGAACUGCCUGUUUCCGUGCCGGCCGUCUGGUCGCACCUCUCAAUGCCCGUUUCGUUUCCGCCAACGCCGGUCCUGGUGGCCCGUCGGUGAAAACCUCCCCUUCGGAUGCCCCGACCACCACCCACAAGAGUAGCACCUUGAUUCGUCAUGAGAGCCCCUCGGAGGCUAUGGCCCGUCACCAGCCGGAUUACGAUGCCACCAUUGAUGCCGCUACCUCGCAAUUCUCUCCUGUCCCCAAGCGUGUCAUGGACGGCAGCGAGCCCGGCGAAACCGUUCCCGCCGCGGUCCUCUCCGGCGCACCCACCGACCUGCAGGCUCGUACGGUCAGAAUCUACCGCCCCUCGAAGCCCGCGACGCAGUCCGGCACCUGGCACGGCCACCACUGGAAAAUGGAUUGGGACAUCUUGCAGCGGGGUCACCGGUGGGAGAACCCGCUGAUGGGCUGGCAAUCGUCCGCCGAUUUCAUGCAGGGAACCGCCCUGACCUUCAAGUCCAAGGAGGACGCCAUCAUGUUCGCGCAGAAGCAGGGGUAUGAGUACUUCGUGCAGGAGCCGAAUGAGCGCCGCUUCGUGCCUAAGUCUUAUGCCAACAACUUCGUCCACGAGCCGAAGAAGCUCAAGCACAUCAAGACCAAAUAAUCGAUUGUCUUCCUGGUGUAUUAUGUGUACAUAAUUGCAAGCUUUUGCUUCUAUUCGGAUUUUUUUCAGAGUCUAAAUGAUUUUCUGCGUUUGGGUUGGGCCUUCUAUGAAACAAGAUAUAAGAUUUCAACCGACGUAUUGAGGCAAAAGCCGAGUUGAUACAUGCCAUUGAGAAUGCUGCACGACUCAAAUUACGGUCACGGUUGAUCCGCUCUGAACUGUGGCUCGUUCCUAGGUGCUCUCAAGGAGUCCAGAGUGGCACCAGCAGUGGUCAAGCUGAGGAUCCAGGUUGAACAACGCGGACCAUGAGAUACUCUGGACAUGCUUAAUAUCAAGUCACUUCCACAAUACAUCCAUGCCUACAUACCCUAUUUAAUAUCGUUCGUCUAUAAUGGUUGCAGCUGCCACAACUCGAAUUUCACACCCAUUGGUCAAUCAAAUCAGCACGUCGAUCUCUGAACUGCCACAGCGCUAGGCUCCAUGCAGUGGCAGCUAGAAGUAGGGCGCAUAGCACAUGCAGGCACUGAUUGAAUGGCUGGAUCUGAUAAGAAAGACUUGAGAAACCAAUGUACUAUACGAGCUCCGUAUCUUGUCAUCAAGAUCUUGCCAACGAUGAAACUCCAUGGCAACAUCCAAGCCGAUCCUUACCUGGUUCGAA